Molecule: messenger RNA, 1350 nt
Organism: Ilex paraguariensis (yerba mate)
Lineage: Eukaryota; Viridiplantae; Streptophyta; Magnoliopsida; Aquifoliales; Aquifoliaceae
Source: the annotation of a GenBank genome assembly
UCUCUCUCUCUCUCUCUCUCUCUCUCUCUCUCUCUCUUCUCUCUUCUCUCUGUGUGUGUGUAUGUUGGAAGUGAAUGAAACGAAGAUGGUUAGAAGUUGUUGAAGAAGACGAAGAAGAAAGUAGAAGAGGACUUUUCUUCGUGUGUUAAGGUGGUGGAAAGUGAUUACCCCAUUUGAUGCACUAUACACGCAACUGCUCCAAUUCUCUUCCUCCACUCAUUUUUCUUUCUAUUUCUCACUCGGAAGAGAAAAUCAUAGAAAGUGACGGAAAAUCCCAAGUUGGAGGAUAUGGAUUCUCGGAACCUGAUAGAAAAAGAGGGUACCCAGAAAAUCUCUAUUUCUGAUCAAAUAAACAGCUUACAGUACACAAGCACGAAAUCUGAUAGCUUUGUAGUGGAUAUGGAACGUUUCUCUCACCUCACCAAUAAAGCCAUCGCACCAAACUCAAGAAUCACUUUGCAGAGAAGCCUUUCAAGAAAAAUUUCACAGCAAGGCGAUGAGAGGAAGAUUAAUUCAGGUGCUGGCAAUGAAAAAGACACCAGUGUUGUUGCUAGCUCUUCAACAAAAGCUGCUUUAGUUGCGGUUGGGAUGCCUGAAAAACCCAUGGUUGUGACAGUGGGGGCCACCGAUCAUCCCAUCAACCCCCAAGUCCAUCAUCAAAUCACCAUCAUGACUGGCAACAUAAGCACCCCUACUGCCAAAAGCAAAAGUGGUGGCCGGAGAUUCAGCUUCAGGCGCUCCUCUCCCUCUUGGGCCAUUGACCCCAGGAGGAUCCUUUUGUACUUUGCCACCUUUUCAAGCAUGGGAACCAUAUUACUAAUCUACUUCACUCUCUCCAUGGGCAAGCUGAGUGGGGAUGACAAUGCUCUCAAUUGGUAACACCACCACAUAGCUGUGGUGGUACAAGCUAGUAAAGCCCAUGAGACAGGAUUGCUGCAGAAAAGAAGGAAAAAGAGCUUGAAACUUGAAGACCACAGAAAAAGCCAACAGAAGCUCCAUUAGCAAGGGCUUCAAAUUCAGCAGUUCUACUUUUUCUUCGGGGCCGCCUUAUCUUACACAGCCUUGUAGAUGAAGAUAAGGCAAUAAAGCCUUAGAAAAAAUAGGGGAAUCUUCACUUUUAUCUCAAUGAAAGAGAUCAAAACACAUUCUAUGUAUAGCUUUUGAAUUAGUUUUGUGUAAAAGCUUAAUUGAGGACCAGAAAAGUUACCUUUGCUCUAUUCCAUCUCCCCUUUCCUUCCCCAACAUCUUCAAACCUCUUUUGCUAUUUUGUGGAGUCUGAUAUCAGCUUCUUUUCCUUUUCUUGUAUGUUGCUUUCAUAUGAGUAGGAACAGAGCGCCACAAAUAGUCCUA